Paramecium sonneborni is the source of this 412-nucleotide messenger RNA. Lineage: Eukaryota; Ciliophora; Oligohymenophorea; Peniculida; Parameciidae. The record is from the annotation of a GenBank genome assembly.
AAAAUUGUAAGCAUCUUAUGACCAAUUUAAGAAUGCACAAACAUUACUUAAUGUUUUCUGUCGUGCAGGUAUUGCUCUCAAUUAUGAUAUUAGUGUAUGUAUGAACUUAUAACAUUUAGAUAAUAAUUGACCCAGAAUAAAAUAUUAUAUAUAAUUAAGUCUAAAGGAGAACAUGGUAAUAGAAGCAGAAAUAAUAUUGACAUUAGCAAUGAUGAUAGAUAUUUAUAUUAGAAUAAUUGCAGAAAGAGAAGUAAUUCUAUACAUGUUGAUUAAUAAAGUACUUUUUUAAAGAUUAUUGGAAUAUCAUUGAUUAGUAGCAUUCAUUUUGAUAUUGAUUUUAAUCAGCCUUUAUUACUUAUUUGAAUUGCAUUCGUAACUGAAUAUCAAUAAAGUGAAUUUAGAUCAAUUAAGA